AUGACCGCUGAUAAAUCAUAAAUCUAAAGUUUGUUAAUAAAUAGUCCAGAAUUAACGAAUCAACGAUACUUUUACUAUUUUAUUUGCGACACGUGUAAUCAUUGUAAUGGUGGCAUGGUUAGUAGGGCAGCAAUAAUUUGUACAGUGCUGUGUUAUUAUACAUUAUUGUGUAAUGUGAACUGAACAAAAAUUGUGUAAAAUCAAACUUGAUUUACAACUGUACAGUGCACUGGAAUGGUUUAUUUAUAAUCAUUAUUGCGUGUAGCGUGAUCCCAGGUUGCUUUUCAUAAAUUAAUAAUUCUGUACAAGUUGAGAUCUAAAUAAACAUCAUGUCUAUACAAUGGACUUUUAUAGCCGGCUAUUUAUAUUUCGAGAUUGCUAUCGUCAUAAUUAUGAUACUGCCGAUAUUUAGCCCUCGGCGAUGGUAUAACUUCUUCCGUUCCCGUUUGUUUUCUAUGUUCAGAGAACAUGCAGCUGUGUACUUCUAUGUCCUGUUGGGAGUAUUGGCCUUGUUCCUCCUAGAUGCUGUUAGAGAAAUGAAAAAGUACUCGCACUCAUCUGAUCAUGUUCAUCUGGCGAGCGAAAUGAAGGGCAAUGUUAAGCUGUUUAGAGCCCAAAGAAACUUUUACAUCACUGGCUUUGCAAUAUUCUUAGCUUUUGUGAUAAAGAGGCUGGUCACUAUGAUUAUCAUUCAGUAUGAGCUUCAGUUGAAGGCUGACGCGAUCAUUAAGAAAGCGGAUGAGACGGUGAAACAAGCCAAGACUGCUGUACUGGCAAACACAAUUCAAGAUGGAAUGGACCUACACAAAGAAAAUGAGGACUUGAAAAAUGAAAUCGCCACAAAAAAUUCCAUGCUAGAGGAGCAGAAAAUGAGAAUUAAAGAGUUGGAAGAAGAAACAAUUAUGUUGAAAGCAAAGUAUGAGGACAUAAGGAAUGGAGAAGGAGAUAACUAACAAGGAUCAGAGAGAGAUUAAUUAUAAUUUAUGACUGUGAUUAUAAAUAAUGGUGCUUGAUCUCAAUCAGAUAAUGGACAUUAAAGUUUAUGGAAGUCAUAAGAAGA
Aricia agestis (brown argus) is the source of this 1060-nucleotide messenger RNA. Its product is annotated as B-cell receptor-associated protein 31-like. The transcript is spliced from 2 exons. Bases 330 to 953 code for a protein of 207 amino acids. Gene Ontology annotation, biological process: endoplasmic reticulum to Golgi vesicle-mediated transport; intracellular protein transport. The record is from RefSeq and is a predicted model, not a curated record. Gene Ontology annotation, cellular component: endoplasmic reticulum; endoplasmic reticulum membrane. Lineage: Eukaryota; Metazoa; Arthropoda; Insecta; Lepidoptera; Lycaenidae.